AUGGACGUUGGUCAUAAAAUUUUUUUCUUCCUUUCACCCCCCCUUUUCACAUCCUCCCUUUUUUCGACUCCCCCUUUCCCUGCUCCCCUUUCUUCGCCUUCAUCUCGUCCUCCUCUCCUUUCACCCCCCUUUUCACAUACACCUUUUUCGCCUCCCCUUUCCCUCCUCCCCUUUCUUCGCCUUCAUCUCUUCCACCUCUUCUUUCACACAUACCUUUUUCACAUCGUCCCCUUUUUUCGCCUCCCCUUUCCCUCCUCAUCUUUCUUCGCCUUCAUCUCUUCCUCCUCUCCUUUCACCCCCCUUUUCACAUCCUCCCCUUUUUUCGCUUACCCUUUCCUACUCCCCUUUCUUCGCCUUUAUCUCUUCCUCCUCUCCUUUCACACCCCCUUUUCACAUCCCCAUUUUUCGCCUCCCCUUUCCCUCCUCCCCUUUCUUCGCCUUCAUCUCUUCCUCCUCUUCUUUCACACAUACCUUUUUCACAUCUCCCUUUUUCCUUCCUCCCUCCCCCCUUCGCCUUCAUCUGUUCCUUCUCUCCUUUCACCCCCUUUCACAUCCUCCCCUUUUUCGCCUCACCCUUUCCCUCCGCUCCUUUCUUCGCCUUCAUCUCUUCCUCCUCUCCUUUCACAUUCCCCUUUUCCUCCUAUACUUUAUUCGCCUCUAAUUCUUUUCCCUCUUACACUCUCUUUGUCUCUUACGUUGCUUCCCCAACUUUACGUUUCUUCCUUUCCCUCCUCUCCUUUCUUCACAUUAUCUUUUUGUUCUUCCCUUUUCUUCCCCUUAAUCUCUUCCUCCUCCCCUUUCAACCCCUGUUUUCCUCCUACCUUUUAUUCGCCUGUAAUUCUUUCUCUCUCUUACAGUAUUUCCGCCUCUUACGUUGCCUCCCCUUUUUCUAUCUUGAACAAGCAGCUUGGUUACCAUAGAGACAAUUCAGCCUUAUACCAUACAAGUCCGCUAGUGUUUGCCAAGUGGCGGGAAUUUGACACCGUCUCUGCUGCUUCUGCCUCCGCCAUCAUAGCCGCCGAAGCCAUCGCAGCCGCCGUCAUAAAAUGUGUCUAUCGAGAGCUGCUUAUUUUCUGA
Acanthosepion pharaonis is the source of this 1077-nucleotide messenger RNA. The record is from the annotation of a GenBank genome assembly. NCBI's taxonomy places the organism in Eukaryota, Metazoa, Mollusca, Cephalopoda, Sepiida, Sepiidae.